This is a messenger RNA of Macrobrachium nipponense, 750 nucleotides long. RefSeq lists its product as uncharacterized. Lineage: Eukaryota; Metazoa; Arthropoda; Malacostraca; Decapoda; Palaemonidae. Bases 1 to 375 code for a protein of 124 amino acids. The transcript is spliced from 5 exons. The record is from RefSeq and is a predicted model, not a curated record.
AUGGAAGCAUUAGUGAGUGCAGUGGAAGAAAGUAACAAAUCAAGCAUUCCCCACGGGUUAGAAUCGGCAUUAUAUAACAGAGGGGAGAGGAAUGUCAUUCCAUUCUCACCUGAUUUGGAAGCUCGUAUAGACAAAAUGAUUGAGCGUUUGAGUGGCACUGUAGAAAAGUUAGAGCUGAAGGACAUUGGUUUAACAGCUGUGAUGGAGAUGUACGAAUACAAACUAGCUACCAUGGUACACGCUGAAGAAACGCUUCAAAACGCUCUAGCUGCAGCAGAUUCACGGUACAGACAAACUCACUUGGCUCAUUUGCAGGCGCAGGCUCAGACUGAUCAGUUACGGAAACUGUUGAACGCCUGGGAAGAACGAAUUUAACAGUUCAGCAUGAAAAAGCAGAAGUUGAGGAGAGUAUUGUGAAAAUCCAGAAGUCUUAUCAGCAGGUCCGGGAAACUAUGAUAACUGAAAAGACAAAUUUAGAAAGGGAAAAUAAGGAACUGUGUAGUGAAAUGAAAGAACAAAAAGCAGCUAUUGAAGCUAGAGAUGAAAAUAUCCGACGGCUUCAGCGUCAAAUGCAGGAGUCUCAUGUUGAGAUAAAAAAUCUUCAUCAGGUCAUUAAGAGGAGCAAGAUAAAAUUCAAAAAUUGCACACACAAAAUAGAAAAUUAGAAGAUGAUGUGAAAAAGAGUGGUAAAGAUUAUGACAGCUUGGAGAAGGAAUGUAACCGAUUGGAGAAAUGUCUUGCAGAAGUGAA